AUGUUUCGAGUUUUUCGAUGUUUGGUGUGCAUGCUCAGUUUGAGGGCUGUACCUGGCUGGUGGGAUCAGAAGCAGCCGCCAACGGAGGAAUAUCCAUCUUGGCGGUCUGACCCCAAAGGUUUCGCAUGGUGGGUGUACAACGAGACUAUCCAUGGAAACCAUACUUUUGAUGAGUUUUUCACAUGGACACCAACCAGCUGGGAUGGAUGGAUUUGGACCUUUUUUGACAUGAUCUUUAGCACAGUGGGCUGGUUGAUCUUCGGUCGCAAUUGGACGCAAGUUCGAAGUAGCUUUUCGUUCCUGCUGCGCCUGGGAACCUUACUACUGGUCUGCAUAUCGGUCCACUAUCUCCUGGCUUUGUGUUGGCCCAUUGUAUCGCUACUGGUCGGGUGCCUGCUCACCUUGGUUUGGCUGAUCCGGAACGUGGUUCGAUGCUGUGGAAGGACAGCGUUCUACUACCAACGUUGGAGCGGAGGAGUUCCAGAGGCGUUGGGGGCUUCCUUUUUUGGACCUGAGCUUGGUGAUCCUCCUGAAACAGGAGACCUACGCAAACUGAAGAAGGGUUCAGAUGGUGAGAAGUGGGUUUUGAUGCGUCGGCACGGAUUGACUGCCAUUUUCCGGGUACAAGACUCCAGCAGCAUCAAGUCAUCGGGAGUUUACUUGACCAUCGAACCUGGCUCUAUGCGCGGAGAUCAGGAGCUCACGCAGUCCUUGCAGGGACAUGACAGGGUUCAGUUGUGCAGACAUGAAAGCUGUAGUGAAGACGGGCCGCAUUUCAAGCAGUAUGCCACGGUGAAGGCUUUUAACCCAGAGACCUUCCAGCUGAAUGCAGCUUCUACACAUCAGGCGGGAAGUCAGUUUUUCGGCUGGGUUCGACGUGGUGCAUCCAAGGCCGCGCAGAAGGCUAAGGAUUUGGCAUCUGAGUCAGAACCUGAAGUUUGUAAAUGCCACGCUCAUCAAAUUCGAUGGGAGGGCGACCAGGGACAUCAGGUACUGAGCGAAGGGAUUUGUAAAGAGGUAGGAGUAGAUGUACGUCUACUGGACGAGGAUGUGCCAGGUAGUUUAGGUACUGUCACCCUGUGCCCCAAACAUGUCUCCAAGUAUCUGACUAGCAGGUUCCAACUUAAGUGUGCCAUGGCUGAAUGUUUCAGGGUCGGCUGUGGAACUUCGGGUGGACUCCGUCUAUGCGCAGCACAUGAGGAAUCGUCCAGGAUGUCAUCACGGAGACCAUCAACCUCCAGAUCAAGAUCCAGGCCCCGAGAACGAGUCGAAGGAGAUCCUGAAGAAGUUGAACGUGAUGGAGGAGUACGACGUCGAGUACGCCAUGCACGACCAGAUGAAGAACAUGCAGCAGAGAAGGCGGAGCAGCUGAUGGAGGAUGUCCGUUCAGCAGCUGAACCACCAACCAGUGGAAGAGCGAGGAGACGACAUGGAGAGGAAAUGUCACCGGGUCGGACUCCGAAGUCAGCAGUCCAACGGAGUCUUGCAAAGUUGGGCAUGGUGGACUCUCCGGACAGGAGAGAGAUGAUCACGACUUUGGAGGAGUUCAUGGCUCAGUUUGUGGAUGGCAAGGAUUUGGGCCUUGACGAGGAGGACAUCAGACAGCAGAUGGCGGCCACCAGCGGCAUGACUUUGUAUGACUUCACCCAGGUGCUCUACGACCAGGCGGUGGAGGAGCAGCGGAAGGGCACAAAGGGCCUCACCAAGUUCUUGGCGAAGUGGCGCAAACAAUUGGCAGCUGGCAAGAUGCCACCGGUUGCACCAACUCCCCCAGGAAGUUGGAGCUUGGUGAGCAGCCCUGAUGAGGCCAAGCCGAAGGGCGUGAGAGAAGAGAUGAGGAGUGAAGGUGGCACCCCAAGCGCGGUUUCUCCUGGUCUAGUGACCUUGGCCCCACCUGGAAUUUACAAUGCUGAUGACCGUAAGGCGGGCACAGGAGGUGUGGCGGAUAGCUCAAUGACUGACAUUGCCAAGGCGAUCCAAUAUCAGACGGCAGAGCUGGCCAGUUUGGUGAAGAGUCACAAUGAGGCGAACCCCACAGGGAACAAUGGCUCCAUCAAAUCCUUGAACAAAGCUUCGGAAGAGCUGGUUUUCCUCCUACGUGCAUGUGGCCAGUACACUGUGGAGGUCGGGGAGAACGAGUACGGGGCCAACCUGGCCAAUGCUCUGUUGGCGGCGCAGGCGGGAGCAUCCACCAAGCUGCGCAAUGCUGGCUUCAGACAGAAGGUGACGAGCCGUCUUGCAGUUGGUCUGGCCGGGCCGUUUUGGGGGACUCAGGAGAAGUAUGCGCUUUCUGCUGCUGAUUUCCUGCCAUGUACUGAUGCAGAACUUGACCAACAUGCGGUCGAAUCCCGAACUGGGAAACAACAGAACGAGCAGCGCCCCCCUGGGCCCACCCGUUAUGAGGAUUGGGCCAACCGGGUGAAGAGACAGACCGAUGUUUGGUGUCUGGUCUACGGUAAGGAGUGGCGAGCUGUUCGGGAGCACGCGGCGCAAGUCCUUGGUGAGUGGCAUCUUGGAGCUCCACAUCGCUGGCCAUUGCAGGUGCUAUGUGAGGUAUGGGAAGAGCUUCAUUGGCGCUUUGUGGAGGAGCUCAAGACGGAGUUGCGCAAAAUCAAGGGACUCAGCGGACGGGAGUCUAUGACACUUGCGGACUUGAAGUUCUAUGCCCUCAUGCCGGACGAACGAGGUGCCCCACCAUUGCAGUUGCCCCGGACUUUUGAUCUACAUCACCCAGAUGGAUGGUUUGUGUCGGAAGUUUUGCCCCGUAUUGAGAGGAGACAGGAACGCAUGUUGUGGAAGCUGACUUGGGAAGGAGCUGCAAAGGGCAGGGGCCCUAGUCAACCAGCGGGAGGAGACGGGAAGCCGGACGACAAGGUGACCUUGAGAACUCUAUUGGGCCCCAAGCUCACCGUGGAGGAGUCCAACAGGGCACGAGAUCGCGCACCUACAACGAAGGAUGGCAAGUUGCUUUGUUGGGGAUAUUUAUCCCACCUUGGUUGCACUCAAGCAGGUUGUCAACGAGCACAUGAAAACCUCAAAGGAGCUUUUGAGUCCCUUGACCCUAUGGUGCAGAUGCAGCUGUUGCGAAGAGGUGGUUUGAAGCGCAUGCGGCAGGAGACCAAGGAGACAGCCAUUGAGAAGAUUGGCCAGUUGAGGGCGCAGGUUGCGAAGGACAAGAAGGACAAGAUCAAGGAUGGGCAACCAAAGCGCAAGGCUGGGCAGGAGGACGCAGGUCAGCCGGCCGAGAGCCAAGAAGGUUCAUGUGAGAAGAGAGCCGGAGGAGUCACUUGGAAGCCUCCCGCAGAAAUGGUGGAGAUCGACUACACCGCGCAGGAGAAAGAGCUCGCAGAGAUGCUGAAGGGACCCAAGCAGGAAGCAUUCAAGAAUCAGUAUAUGGAGGGCGUCACCCACGCAGGACGAGGAGGAGAAACAGCCCCAGGGGCAGCUCAAGAGCUGUUGCGGAAGGCACAAGCACUGUCAGAUGGGCCGGUGCUGGGAAGAUUGCAAGGUGCGUCGGAUGACCUUUAUGCAUGGGCGGCCACCAGAGUUGCAAGCGAGCCGUCGGUGACGUUGACAGAGCUCUUGGAGGAUAUGGUGCAGUACGGUCUGGGGGAGCUUGCGGCUGAGGCGGCAGAGAUCCUUGAGAAUGCGUCAGAAGCCAAGGCAGGCAGUGCAAAGAGGUGUGUGGUGCAUGACACAUUUUGGACUGAUGCUGGACCUGGAAGAGCUCAAGUGGACAUUGACGGUCGUGCUUGGGCAAUGUAUGACUACAAGGAAGAAGUAGCCAUGACUGAAGAGUUGGCGGGUCUGUUGGGAGUGGUGUCGCCCGAAGUUGAGAAGCGUCAGUGCGUUACCAAGGUAUUGGCAGCAGGAUAUCUGGCGAACGAGGCCGCACCCGGACAGUUACCUACCAUGGAGGACGUGGAGACCCAGGCGCAAGCUUUUCGCCUAGAGCAAGCCAGACUGGCGACGGAGGCCGAGGGUGUCAUGGGUCAUGCAGAGCAAAGAGUGGCGGCAAUUGAGCAUGAGCUGCGGAUGUACACCCACGACAUUCUGAAGCCACACCAUGACAAGGACUACAGAGCCCUGGCUGUCUUUCCGUUGGAAGUCUUGGAGGAGUACAGAGUCAUUGUGCUACGUACGGACUACAAAGGGGACUAUGUGCCGGAGAUCGUCCAAGGAACUCAUUGGAAGGCUGGGCAGAAGGACAUUUGGGCUUUGAUCUACAAGGGCCAUAUGAUGCUACUGGUUCCUCCUGGCGAGGCUGAAGCUAUGGCAAUCCUCAAGGAGUUUGACAUCCACACGACGCCCACGCUUGGUUUCCGUUAUUUUUGGCAUCAACGACAUGACCAGCCACGCACUGCGCCUGGACAGCUGAUGUGCAGGCAUUGCAAGCCACCGAAACGGGCUGGCACUGCGGAAGGCAUCCCAAUGAUCCGAAAACAGUCUUGUUUGGCAGCAGCAGCACUAUGUCUGGCAGGUGGACACCAAGAACAGUAUCAUGUGCGUCCUGCAGCAGCUCCUCAUGGACCAACCGGCUUGGUAUUGCGGGAGUACUUUGCGGGGCAUGGUGUCAUCACUCAAGGAUGGAGAAGGGCAGGGGAGAUUGCGUUGGAGCCGGUGGAGCUCUAUGAGGAUCCUCAUCGUCGACAAGGUCCCCGACCCGAUCAUGAUCUUGCAAAUCCUACAGUGCAGCAGCGGUUCUACCAGGAGGUUGAGGAGGACAAGAUCAACGUGGAAUGGCUGGCGUGUCCGUGCACGACGUUUUGUGAUUGGAACUUGCAGAACAAUGGCACCAGGACGUUUCAGAACCCGCAGGGCAAACCCAAUGCCAAGGAGGAGUUGGGCAACACGUUGGCCGAGUUCGAGGCAGCUUUAUUUGAGAAAGCGUUGGACAGGGGCCAUUUUCCUAUUGCGGAGAGUUCUGGGCGGUCAGGUAGAUACCCCAAGAUGUGGCACCUUCCUUGUUGGCAGAAGCUUCUACAGCGACCGGAUGUGGAUUUUCUGGAGGUGGACAUGUGUGCCUAUGGGUUGGCCCCGCUGGACGCCACGGAUGAAACUCAGUUUUAUCGCCAUCGAACCGGCCUAGCUUUCCCUCGACACCCAGCUUUCAGGGCAGCAUUAUUCCGAUUGUGCCCGGGGCUUUCUGAUAAUCACCAUCAUGUUCCCCUCCAAGGCUGCCGGCAGAACUCUUCGGUGACCAGAUGCACAGAAGCUGGGGUCUAUGCGGAGCAGUUCGUGGAGACGGUGGUGGAGGCCCUCCGUGCAGUGGUUGUGGGGGGGGGGGUAGGCUUCAGCCACAGAGACAAGCAGGAGGGCAAGUUCAGAGUGUCAAAGGACUGGGUGCAGGAGUGGGACCAAAUCAAUUUGAUGGAGACAAUCCCAGCAGUUCCGACGAGGAGGGCAAUGGUGAUGGAGAACCGCCGGACGACCCUUCUGACCGAGGUUCAGAGCAACAGGAGGCCUAUGAGGGUGGUGAAAGCGAGGAGCCGGUACGGGACGAAAGCACGACACCGACCAGUGUGGCAGAUUCACCAGCAUCAGGUACUGAGGCAGAGGUCGAGAGUACAACCCGAUCGGAAGAGGAGGGUACACUACAUGCAGGUCAUGGAGAAGCAGAACACGCUGAUCAUGGAGGAGCUGACCGUUCAGAUGGUUCAGAACACGCUGAUCAUGGAGGAGCUGACCGUUCAGAUGGUUCAGAACACGCUGAUCAUGGAGGAGUUGACCGUUCGGAUGGUUCAGAACACGCUGAUCAUGGAGGAGCUGAUCGUUCGGAUGGUUCACCACGGCUACCUGCAGGUCACGGAGAAGCAGAACAAGCUGGUCAUGGAGGCAGAUCUGGCGGUGAACAGGCCUGGAGGAGAUGAGAUGUUCUACAACGACGUGACGGGAUUGUUGUGGAUUUGGCACCGGGCGCCGCGGAGAAGGUUUGUGGUCCCUGGAGGGGAAGGUUGUCCCUUCCCUGUUGAGUACUUCAAGGUCAACCGUUGGACGAGGUGCGAGAAUGUCGAUGAGGAGAACCCGUUGGAUGUGGUGGAGAUUGAGGACAAUUGGACCACGCAAGGAGCAUGUGAGGGUCCGUUCCAGCACUGGACGGGAUGGACGGUCUUUCAAGUUCAAGGGUACCGGAAACCCACUGUUUUUCCGUGGGAUGCCAGUGAGGCAGGGAGUGAAGGCCCCCAGGAGGAACAGGAUCAAGUGAGCAAUCAUGAGGAGACACCUACAGAGGAAGAAGGAACCACAGGAGCCAGAAGUUCCGGAGAUGGAGGUUCAGGACGUAGAAGCGGAGGAGAUAGCGAUGCGUCACAAGGAGCCACUUGGAAGUCGUUCACUGAGGAAGGCAUUGGAGAAGCAGUCCGAACAGCCGCAUUCACCUACGUGGAGGUCAUCGACAAGAUUGAAGAUCAGGAGGCAGCUACGUGGAGAAAGGUGAAGGAGGCAGGAGAUGAGCUUUUACGAGCAGCUGGGACAGUGGAGCGAGCAGCAGUGGCGUUGUGGAUUGUGCGAGAAAAGCUGGGGAGGAACAAUCUCCAAGGGGUGAAUGACCCAGAUCUGGACGGGCUUCUACACCCAGACCAUUUGGCCUACCUCAGGGAGAUCAGAGCAAAAGGCAUGCCAGCGAGGUAUGAAGGAGAGAGGAGACGAGUUCGAGCUCAACCUCACCCGAGGGCCCGAGAGAACCUGGGACAAGUGUAUCGGCAGCUCAUGAAGGAUGUGGCCAAGCACCGUGUACUGGUGGUAAGUGCUGAACGCCCUGAAUUGCAGCAUACUGCAUCGUCACCGUUUGAGGCAGUGCCGAAGAUGCUCCCGAACCGCACGCUGUCUGCAGAAGUGCGUUUGGUCCACGACCAACGCAACAUCAACAGCGGCACCGACAAGGAACUACAUCCCCCGGCCACGCAGCCCUUGCACGUGCAGGUGAUUCGACGCAUCCUUUUUUGGAAGACAGUUUUCCCGAAGGUGCCGAUCCUGAUGGCCAAGAAGGAUGUUGCGGGGGCCUUUCGUCUCCUGUGGGUGGACCUGAAGGAUGCAGAACUCUUUGCAGGUGACGUGCCGUGGACACCCAGCUUGAUGGGCUCUGGAGAAGACAAGGUGCAAGAGGGCGACCCAAGCAGUUUGAGGGAUGCCAGCUUCAACUUCGAUGGCAAGAUCCUUGUGGAUGACAUGGUCCUUGUCGAGCCGCAGGUGGGUUUGAGGCCCUGGGUAUCCAGUGAGGUUUACGAGUGGGCAGUGGUCAAGUUGCUCGGGCGCAAUGCAAUCAAUGCAGCGAAGGACGCCGAAGAGGGUGUGUUCUCAGAGGCACAGACGGUGUGGGGCGUCACCAUCAACACGGCCACGGAGAAGAUGUCGUUGCCGGAGGCGCGCGUGCUGAAGGGGGCGCACCUCUUGGCGGAACCACAGUUCAACUUUGGAGAGCGGUCUGUGACGCUUCGAGACUUGCAGCGCCUGCGAGGCAUUGCCACGGGUUGGAGUACCAUUGUGAAGGGCCUCAAGAACGAGCUGAAGGCGAUCGACCGUUUCCUUGGAGGUGUGGAUGGAGGUGCAGUUGCGGGGCCUUCAGGAUGCCAGAGCGACGAGGAGGCGGAGACAGCAUGGCUGGACCUUUGGGCAGUUUUUGAAGAUUGCCGGUGGCUAUGCUCGAGGUCGGAAACUUGGUCGGAGAAGUUCGGAGGAGACAUCCGGGAAGCGCUCAGCCCCAUGGAACGUCUGGCGCUGCCGGGUGGGAAUUUCUCGUCAGCCGUGUUUGUAUCGUCUGAUGCAACUCCGACGGUGCUGGGUGCCAUCGACUGGACGCAUGGGUUGGCUUGCAGGGAGGAUGUGAAGGAGUUGAAACCUUGGAUCAAACAAGUGCUUGAGGAGGAUGGUGGUGACGCGGAGGGACCUCUUGCUAUCCAUUUGGGGGAAAUGUUGUCCUUCGUGGCCUUUGCUUGCAAGGUGGGAAGCGCAUGGUCCGGCAAGGUGGUGUUGUAUGCGGGCGACAACCGAACGGUUUAUCACUGGGUGACUUCGAGGCGGAGCAAGGUGAGGGCCGGCCGGCUGUUGAUUCGCGUGCUCAACCUGGUGGAGAUGCGUUACCGAUGCUUGAUCUUGGGUGCGUGGUGGAGGACGUAUCACAAUGAGGAUGCAGACGAUUUGACGCGCAUGACGGAGGUCGAGGCCAUGGAGAAAAUCAAGCAGAAAGGCUGGAACUAUGUGGACCUGAAGCAGGCGAUUGGUCAGGCGCUACAAGAUUCCGAACGGUUUGGGCCUUGCUUCCUGUCAUGGGGCGAUGAUGAAGAUCGAAUGGAACAGAUGAAGCUGCGUGAGCUGAGGAAGUUCAGGGCUUUGCACAGGCAACCACAGAGGCUACAGGAGAUCGACAUUCAGGAAUGGUGCCAUCGACAACGCUUGAUCAAGGAUUUCGAGUAUUAUGAGGUGCAGGAGACCGUGAAGAAGAAGAAGGUGAUUGCAACUACAGUUGGUCCGGACCCGAAAGGAAGGGUUGUCAAGAAGUUUUGGGACUACUUGCUUGCGGAGGAGUUCGACGUCGCGAUCAUGGAGGGCCCUCGAGAUGUGGACUGGGAGCUCUACAAGGAGAUGGCGAGGGCGAACGGACUUCAGGUGCAGGUAGUGGAAUUCUUGACGGCCGAGCUGGGUGAGGUUUUGGUGAGAAGACGCCGAGCAGGCUUUGUAUCGCGAACCAACGUCAGCAUCGAGAAGGUGGAAGACUGGCUAGUCAAGGUGACGGCACCGUCAUUGGGCACAGUCCUUGAAAGGGCCGGAGAAGCCAGUUGGAGACCAUGGAGCAAGUGGGAGAAAGCGCACGGGCAGGGCGAUCAUCCCAUGUUACCCAGAGUGGGUGCUCAUGUGUGGUUCGAGGAUGACGAGGAGCGUUACAACGUGUACAAGCUCAAUGGACCCUGCCGGUGGCCGCUCUCCAAGGAGGCUGCAGGCGUUGAAGAGCUCUACGUUCUCGACCGAGCGGCCCCGGCAGGGAUGGUGCGUGUGGUGCUGCCAGAGGAGAUUUGGAGAGCACAGGGUAGGACCAAGAAAGAGUGGUUGAGUCUGACAGCCGUGAUGAAGGAGAGUGAGGUCCUUAAGGAAGGCUGCUUGGGCACUGGAAGGAGGACUGCAUUGGCACUGCUGGGCGUGGCAGCGGAGUUAUGCACCAUGGAGGAGCAGGAGGCCAAGGCAGGUAUGUGCUAUGACGGGGAGGACGUCAAAUCCCUUGGACUGUUGUUGGCUUGGCUACGUCGAUGGCGACGGGGAGAUUUUGGACGUGCUUUCCCUGACCGGAAGGCUGGAGGUGCGAUGGAAGAAGGGAGAAGAACUUUGUGGUUGUGGAGCGAGUCCUGGUGGUGCGAGGGCCUCGACGAGGAUGAGGAGGUGUUUGAAGACCAGAAAGCUGGCGGCCGAAGCAAGUCAGCAGACAAACGGGGUACCCGCGUGGUGGAGGGUCACAGAGCAGUCCAGCUGCAACCCGGUCUGGUGGCCGACUUGGACGUGCAAGCGCAGGUCGAAGAGUGGUUGGAAGAGCACAUGGACGGAGAUAAGGCAGUGAGCACCAAGAAAGCCUACCAGUCGGCAUGGGGCAAGUGGUGCGAUUGGAGCAAAAGGCAGAAAUGGCUGUCGCCGUAUUUGCAUCACAAAGAUGACCCGGUCGAGAACGAGAACAAGAUCUUGGGGUACUUGGGCUACUUGGGAUGGCUUGGAACUUCAGUGGCGACGCUCAAGCAGGCGGUGUUUGCAAUCAAGGAUGCUCACAAGCGGGCAGGGCAUGGAGAUGCUACGGCCAAAAUGCAUCGGCUGUGGAUUGUGAUCAACUCGCUUGAGAGAAAUGCAACAAGGCGACCCCGACGUCUGGGAGUUACGGUGCCGAUGCUCAAGUGGAUUGGACAGCAGUUUGAGACCGGAGCAGAUGCAGGAGGAGAGCUGCGCAUCAACUGCAGGGUGAUGGUUGCGGCGCUGUUGGUGGCGUGGUUCUAUAUGCUACGAGCCCGGGAAUACUGCGACAGCAGCGGUGUGGACCUGGAGAUGGUGAUGAGAGGGCAGGACGUACAGUUCUCGGUCAAGGGCGAGGCGGUCACGGAGAAUGCGGAGGAGCUCACGGUGCAAUUUCGCAAAACAAAGGCGGAUCAGAUGGCCUUUGGGACGUGCAAGACGCUGCUCAAGACUGGGGUCAGGUACGUUUGUGUGGUCACCGCGAUGGAGGAGUUGCGGAAGGUGACACCGAGGAGGUUCGAUGGUGGACCCGAAUCGCACCUACCCUUGUUUCGGUGGGCAUCAGGACAAGUCCUGAAAAGGGUGGAGGUGCAGGCCAUUUUGCAGAGAGCGGCAAAGGAGGUUGGUCUUCCAGCUGAACGCUUCCAGAGCCACUUGCUGAGGAUUGGUGGAGCCUCGGCGUUAUACCAGGCGACAGGAGAAAUUGAGGUCGUGAAAAGAGCAGGAAGGUGGACGAGCGGGGCCGUCCAUCGCUACCUCUAUGACGACGGCGAUGUUCUCAAGGGCUUGGCGAAGCAGAUGGCGGAGAUCGAUCAGUACGUGCACUACACGUAA
Messenger RNA from Cladocopium goreaui, 10539 nucleotides. NCBI's taxonomy places the organism in Eukaryota, Dinophyceae, Suessiales, Symbiodiniaceae. The record is from the annotation of a GenBank genome assembly.